Pseudovirgaria hyperparasitica is the source of this 561-nucleotide messenger RNA. RefSeq lists its product as uncharacterized. Gene Ontology annotation, molecular function: protein tyrosine phosphatase activity. Gene Ontology annotation, cellular component: nucleus; cytoplasm. The record is from RefSeq and is a predicted model, not a curated record. The transcript has a single exon. The coding region runs from base 1 to 561 and encodes 186 amino acids. Lineage: Eukaryota; Fungi; Ascomycota; Dothideomycetes; Acrospermales; Acrospermaceae.
AUGUCUACGCACUCCGUCGCUUCGCUCCCGCGUAUAACACGGGAAGAGCUACGCGCCCUCCUCACAUCGCCGCCAGGGUGCUCUUCCACCUCAAACACCGACCCCGCGCCAUCGUCCACAGAUGCAGCCUCCACUUCAACAACCACCCAGCCACCCGCCUCAAUACCUGCUAGAACAGCCCUCCCCUCUCCUGUCCCCUCUAGCAUAGCCAUAAUUGACGUCCGCGACGACGACCACAUCGGCGGCCAUAUCCGCGGCAGCACGCAUGUCCCCUCACAACAACUCGACGUGCGAAUGCCAGAGCUACUCAGACUACACGGCGAUAAAGAGAUGCUGGUAUUCCAUUGUGCAUUGAGUCAGGUCAGAGGGCCGAAGGCGGCGCUCGGGUACCUGCGCGCGCGGGAAGAGAAGAUGGCGAAGAGUCCUAGUGGGGGAAUCAAGGAGGGGCAGAAAGUGUGUGUUUUGCAAGGUGGGUUUGGGGAUUGGCAGAGGAGCUAUGGGAAGGAUGAGAGGGUUACGGAGGCGUUUGAUGAGGAGCUUUGGGAAUUUGGGGGACCUUGA